CAAAGAUCCCAGCUGGAGGAACAGAGAUCCGUCUGUACUACCAAGACCUUGAGAAAAAGCUUUCGGAAUAUUUUAUGAAUCCUAAUCUGCAUUGGUCUCAGAGUUCCAUCUCCGCAGAUUUUGACCUCAUUCCUCGAGCGAGUAUUAGCGCUGUGAGCUGGAACGCCGACCCCAGCCCUAUAUCACUAAAUCUGCAAGUUCGCAUCCUAUCCUUUAAAGCAGAGGGAGGCUUGAUAGCAAUGAGCUAUGACCAGAACAACGAUGGCUGGGAUGAUAAUGCUUCACAGGUCGCGGUAAAGUCCACCAAAGCAACAAUUGGUGGCACCAGUGCUGUGGCGGCAGUCCAAGGCCUUGAUGCCGAUGACACUAGACAUAUGGAUGUCUUUUACCAGCCUGUGGCUAUGAUUGGGCAGCUUAGCUCGAAAACAACGUCUUUUGAUAACCCAACUUCUUUCGGGAUGGGGGUUGUAAUUUUGGACGAUGCCGAACGUCGCCGCAUGCAGCUUGUGGAUGGCCACGACGCACAGUACUGGAAGAACGCGUACGAGUUGUCUAAAACCGGGACUACGAAUGCCCAAUUCCAGUUAAAAUCGCUUUAA
Messenger RNA from Talaromyces proteolyticus, 599 nucleotides. RefSeq lists its product as uncharacterized. The transcript has 3 exons. The coding region runs from base 75 to 599 and encodes 174 amino acids. Lineage: Eukaryota; Fungi; Ascomycota; Eurotiomycetes; Eurotiales; Trichocomaceae. The record is from RefSeq and is a predicted model, not a curated record.